Zea mays is the source of this 6075-nucleotide messenger RNA. Its product is annotated as transcription factor TFIIIB component B'' homolog. Gene Ontology annotation, cellular component: transcription factor TFIIIB complex. Gene Ontology annotation, biological process: RNA polymerase III preinitiation complex assembly. Gene Ontology annotation, molecular function: TFIIIC-class transcription factor complex binding. The record is from RefSeq and is marked validated. Lineage: Eukaryota; Viridiplantae; Streptophyta; Magnoliopsida; Poales; Poaceae. The transcript is spliced from 11 exons. Bases 2998 to 5583 code for a protein of 861 amino acids.
GCCUAAUUUCUUUCCUGCUCUGACGUCAUCCUCCUCUGGGCGACACGGGCGGCUCCCCAUCGACCGCACCCACCGCCGCCGGUCUUCACCCCCGCCGUCGCCGGAGCAGCUCGCCGGAAGUUCGACGAGCAGCGAGGAGGGCGGCGGCGGGACUGCUCUCUCACUCAUUUCCCUCCCUUCUUCCACCCACUCCACUCCUCCCUCUUCCUGGAGGUGGCCGGCGACCUGAUCCGCCGCUGGGAAGGCCGGAUCGGCGGGCUGACUGGCCGGAUCUAGGGGCUGGUCGCCGUCCGCCGCUCCUCCCUGCUGGCAUGGGCAGGUGGCCUUGUGGCCGCAACCAUGGUGGCUCGUGCGGCUAGCCCGUGGCGGUAGUGCCCGCGCUCGCGUGGCCAUGGCCGUGGCUGGCCGGCGACGUUGGCGCCCACGCACGCGGCCGGCCCGCUGCGGCGGCGGCGUGGCUCGCUUGUGCUUGUAGCGUGGUGCUUGGAUCGGGGGCGUUGGUGGAUCUGCGGCUGCCAGCGGUGCCUUCUGCAGGUGGUGGGUCAUGGUCGUGGGGCUGGGGGCCGGAUCUUGAGCCUCUCCGGCUAGAUUUAUCUCUCCGCCUCUCGUUUCGGCCUGUGGUGUGGGCAGGGCCGGCUGGCUCCGUGCGUUGCGGCGUGUGGUGGGAGGUCCUGCGACGAAAGCCAUGCUCGCUUGCAGGCGGACAGCGGUGACGCCCGCGGGCGCCACCCCUACCCUAUCGAGGGUGCCGUCUUUGGACCUCUCGCCCCAUGCGGGAACCCUCGCCUUGGCCUUCUUAGGUCUCUCGCUGGUGCUCGACCGGCGUUGGGGCUCUGAGGGUUGGGGCUGGUGGGUUGGUGCGUCGGUGGACGGCAGAAGGUGACAACACGCGAUGGCUUGGCGGGGUGACAUCGGCGUGGCUGACCUUUCAGCUUUCUUCUUGGUGCUGGCGAUCUACACUGCUCUGCUAGGUCUUCAGAGGAAACUUUGCUUGGUUUGUACCAGGCGGGCGGCGACGACUUUUCGACGUCGUUUCUCCUUCUUGAAGGUGCGGCCCAGAAGACCUGCAGUUUGUGUGUUCGUUCGUGUUGUGGAGGCUCUUCGUCGCUCCGCUUGGCUCAAUGGUGUCCGUGUUGUGGAGGCUCUUCGUCACUCCGCUUGGCUCGAUGGUGUCCGGGCCUUUGUCGCUUUAGGCGUCUGCUCGCUCCCGGAGUUCGACGUUGUGGAUCUUUGCUCGUGGUGAAGAAUCGGAGCUGCCUCGUGUGGGUGUGUUGAGGCUUGGCAACGAUGGCGCGCCGCGGUCUUAUUCCUUGCGUCGGUGUCUGAAUGUAAGCGUCGUCGAGUUGCUUUGGCAGUGUGCGGCUCGUCUUGGGAAGUCGGAGCUGCUCGUCUCUUGUGUUUGAGUUUGGCAACGAUGACUCUAGAUGUGUUUGUGUGUGGGGACUGUCAUUGUCUAAGUUGUUUGUUAGGUCGUUCGCCGGUUUUUCUACUGUGCGUUCUGUGUAGGUUUUAGGCCCGAUUUUCCAAAAAACUGGGUCAAUUCCAUUCUUCUUAAUUGAGAGGCAGAGCUCCUACCAUCACGUUAAAAAAAAUCGCGGUAGUUCUUUCUUCUUUUUUGAUGCUAUUGAUUACACUGAAUAGUUUAGUUUUCAUGAAAUUUUAUCAUAAUACCUGCACCCCUCCUCGCUCAACCAGAAAACACACACAAAAAAGAGGACAGAAAAAACCUAUCAUUAGAAGAAACAUGCUCCUGGAUAACUGUAAUGUGAACACCUUUCUCUUUACAAGUUAUUGUAUCAGAAUGACAUUUGACAAUUGACAGAUUUGAUUCCUUACAUUAUUUCUACCAUGAUUGUCGGCACCAUUAGCCUAAGACGUUAGAAUUUCAAAUAUUUGUCUAUGUCUGCCCUGAAUGUUAUCCUUGACAUGCCACUGAUUGUUUUGUGACUCUUCAGGAUGAUUCUACAUCCAAGUUGGAACUGGAAAGAAGAUAUGCAGAGGAAAACAAGAAGAUUCAGAAAGAGCUGGAUCUCCUCCGGAAAACAAAGGCGUCUCCUCGGGGCUUCUCUGCGUUUGUGCUGCUUGUCUUCUUGUUAUCCUCACUUCUUGGAUACCUGAUGUUCGGAAGCAGAGCUUAGCAAGUUAGCAGCUAAUGGCUGCACAUCAUUUGCGGCACCGGCAGCGGCACGGCUCUUUUAGUACAGUGUACAGAUAUAUACAUUAAUAGCGAAGUAGUCAGUACAUAACAGAUAUAUAGGGCUUUCUUGGGUUUCAAGUGUCCAUAGGAAUAUAUCUUCAGUUUUGAAAUAUGUGUGAGUAACCGUUCAUGUUUAUACUCUAUCAUCCAAAUAUAUGAUGUUUACUAUAUAAUAAAGCUAUAAAAGUGAGACAAAUCAGUGUUGGAGAAAGACAAAUUAUGGCCUUGAAACUCAUGGAGAAAGACAAAUUAUCACGUUAUUUAAGUUAACACGCCAAAUUUCCUCUACCUAAUAACAUUGCUAUUACUGUAGCUGUAUGCAGAAAGUAUAAACACCUAGGUGCUAGGCUGAGCCUCAUCGCCUAGCAUUUAAAAAAACAUUGAGUAUUUGCUGACUGAGGUAUACUUUGAGAGUUGGGCUUAGAUAUGUUACAGAUGAUGCUAAUAUAUGACUUUCUUUGAGGGGUCCUCGUAAACCAAUCGGGCAUUGCCCCAACUAUCCUUGAUUUUAUUUGUCUGUUCUGCUGUAGCCAUGUAUCCAUUGUUGUCGUUGAGUACCUUUGCCACGGUUUAGUUAGUUAUCUCACUGCGAGUUGUCCUCCAUCUUGAACUGUCGUUACUCACAUGUGAUGUUGUAUCAUAUUUUUCUUCAUCUAUCGCUUUCGAUCCUUGUAAAUUAUUGGUUCCAUUAAAGGCUCUUUGCAUUGGGGCAUUCAUUUGGUAGUCAUGUAUUUAGUUCAAAUUUAUAUUAAGUUCCAGUACGUUCUGGUUGAAUACCCCAUCUUAACUCUACAUGUUUAAUGAUUUUUAUUUCCUUUUUUGCUGGUCUGAUUCUAUGUUUGCCCCCAUUGCUGCUUCCUAAACCUGCAAUAUUCAUUUCAGCCUUUAAUUGGCACUCAAAGUUCAAGAUAGCUUGCUGUAGACCAUCGGCUGCACAGAUGAUUGAUGAUGAGGUCAACUUUGGUAAUAUCUUUGAUGCCUCAGAAGAAGUUCAGGUUACUGCAAAGUUUGGUCCCAAGCAACGGCCCAAAACCCGAAAAACAGCUCUAUCAUCCAGAUCUGCAGCGCCUAAUCCUACUGAAGAAACCGGAGAUAGGAAAGUAGGAACCUUCAGUCAAGUCAAUUCUUCUAAAGAGCUUACCAGCCAAGAAAGGACAUCCUUGAUGUGCCCUAGUACUGAGUCAGUUGAUAUUAUCGCUGGUUCUCAUAGUAUUCUCGAUACACCAUUGGAAGAUGCAUUGACAGUUCCCCAGGGUUCUCUGUCUGGUGCUUCUGCUGCAGAUAGGACUUCUCAAUAUGGUGAGCACAAUGAUGAUCCUUCUAAGUUAGCUACACACCAAGAAAACUUGGUGGUUUCAGAUAUCAACGUCCCACCUAACAGUUCAUGUAGCAAGGCUAUUGAUGAUAUAGUUGAAUUUGGGGACAUGUGUGAUGUGCAAAUUGAAGAGGAAAGAGUUACAAAGUUCCAACCAAAGGUGCAAACGAAGCUCCUUAAGGAAAUAGCCAAAUCUCGGAAGACUAACCAAAAGGUGGAAACUUCCACUGUAGAUGUGGUUACACAAAAUGGAAAGGGCAAUAAUAUUCAGACAAGGCUCCAUGGCGAUCCGGUACAGGAUCCUAAAAGUCAUGAAAGUGUGCAGAUCCCAGAUUCUGAAGGAUUAUUAGCAACUGAUAAUAGUAAAGGUUGCAAUUUAGCUAACCUCAACAAUCUCCUUGAGGAGUCAGUCCAAGAGGAAACAAUAGCUAAGUUUCGUUCUGAUUUGCAACCAAAUCUCGGGAAGGCUUCAUCCCAGGUUGCUGCGAUUAAAAUUAAUGUUGUUGCUGUUGCUCCAAUAGUUGGAGUUUGUGACAGCAACAAUGACAUGUACAAAGAACCUAAAGAUCAAGAAACCAUCACUGGUCCAGUGGCUUGGUCACCACAGGCUGUGCAUGCUGAUGUUGAUUUAGACAAUCACAAUGAACCAAUUAAUCCUCCUAUUGAUGGUACUCAAUCAAUGUUUGGCGAAGUCCCAGGUACAGCUUUUACAGGAAGAGAAAAGGGAAAAUCAAAAUCUGUAUCUUUUGCUCUAUCGGAUGUUUCUGGGAUAGCUAGCCCUAUAGAUACCAAUUCUGAGAUGGGUAACAUCGGCGAUUCCUGUAGUGACAAAUUGACUGAUGAAAAUUUAAGUAACUCAUCUCGUCAUAUCGCUGAAAAGCAUUCUAUUACCAAGGACCAAUAUUCAAAUGAGCAGGACCAUGAGCGGGAGCCACUAGAUCAUGCUGUUCAACAGCAACCAAAAUCGGAUGUUGGAGAAAGAGCAUCAUCUAUGAAACGACGUUGCAGGAAAAAGGUGCAAAAAGUUGGGACACCUAAUCACACUGUUGAUGAUUAUUUUGGUGAAGACUGUGUCGAACCUUCAUUAGCUGAAGAAGAUAACGAUACUGGUGAUCAUUACACUACUGGUAAUAAGCAUAAGGCUAGGAAAAAGUCAAGGGGUGGUGUAGAAGAGUCACAGCAGCAGAAAGCUCAAAAAAAUAAAAGCAAGGUGUCUUCACGGGGCCGCAAACGGACCUUGAAGGAUGAAUCGACAGAGAAGCCUGAGAAGAAGCUAACCCACAGAAUACGUCAGAGGAUACCAAAAGAGGUUAAGGCUUUACUGGAAACACCUCGUGAGCAGAUAAAACCCAUGAAGCUUUGUGCAUCACAUCUCAGGUUGUUACAAGAAGCUAGAGAGCGUGUUGAUCCAAAAGGGAUUCCAUCCGGGCCAUCCUCUAAUACAAGAAACUUUCAACUAGAUGAUAUGGAUGAUUUGGGCUACAGAGAUGAGGAAGCUAGGUUCUUUGACAACGAUAUAACAGAGGAGCAUGUACAAAAUGCAACAAAAUUGAACUACCAUUCCUACAUGAACAAACCAGCCCGGGGAAAAUGGUCAAAAUCAGAUACCGACUUGUUUUAUGAGGGUCUUCGACAAUUUGGUAUCGAUUUUGCAAUGAUACAACAAUUAUUCCCUGAUAAGACUCGCCAUCAGGUGCGGCAGAAAUUUAAAUCUGAGGAGAGAAAAAAUCCAUUGCUAGUCCAUGAUGCUAUAGUUCAUCGCUCAGGAGAUAAUUUGUAUUUCAAAAAGGUAAUUAAGCAGCUCAACAUUGAAGAUGUUGUGCUGCCAGAUAUUAAAAGUACACAAAAACAAGAUGGUGCAUCAAGUGAAAGAGGCCCUGGAAAUGAGAAUGUACUGGAUGAUUUAAACGAGGAGGAAAAUAGUUCAAAUUGGUUGAACGAAGAGCAUGACGUACAGAUGGCUGAUGUGGAAGAAGAGCAUGGCGAACAGAUGGAUGAUGUGGAAGAAGAGCGUGAUCUUGGAAAUGAUGGUGGUGAUGAUGAUCUUGGGGAUGUUUUUGAUUGGUACUAGUUUAUGUUAAACAUGGAUGCGAGCGUGAAUAUCUGAGUUGGUCUAGCUCUGCAUGACAGGGGGUAGUUUUUAGGAAAAAAAAAUUCUUUGCAUCCGGGAUACAAAGAAUCUCUUUUAGGGCUGAUUUGGUGACUAGGUAUCAUGAAGGGAUUGGAGGAGAUUGAGAGCCUCCAAUCCCUCAGUGAUCCCUUGUCACCAAAUGAACCCUUAUAGCCUCUAACAUCCACCACCUCGUGGUCCAUAUAAGGGCUUGUUCGGUUAUUCCUGUUCAUGUGGAUUAGAUGAGAUUGGAAAAAAAUAUGAAGGAUUUUAACUUAAACCCAUCCAAUCCACAUGGAUUGAGAGAAAAACGAACAAGCGCUAAAUAGAAGAAAAAUAAAUUACUAUUGGAUUAAGUUGUAAAUUUUGAUCUGUUUUUGUGGACCUUUAAGUGGUGUAUGUGAGUGGCUGUAAAAGAGUGUGUUUGCAUCUGGGAUAUACAGAUUUUUUACC